AUGGCCGUUCCUUCGAUACAGAAGGCCGGCUUGCCGACGAGACCAUCUCUGCCACUCGGCCUCGACAAAUCCAACUCACUAGAUCAGAACACUGCCUUGAUCACCGCUCUACAAGCCCUAGACAUCAUGGGAGGACCUACUUGGACGAUCGAGGAGCGCCGCGAUCUGCUGCGCAUGCGCACCGACUACGACUUGACCGAUGAACAAGUCCAUGAUUUGAUUGGCCGUAUCUACGGCGAGGCCUGGCGCAAUAGCAGUCCUCAACGCAAGAAAUACACUAUCAAGGACAUUCGAGACGAGAUCAGUUCUCGAUGGAAAGCCGGCCACCGGAAUGGCCACUACGAAACCAUCGAUCCAGAGAAUGGUGUAUAUGAUGCCAACGAGACAUACGAGCGUGCACGAUCCGACCAGCGCAUUCGCAAUGCUGCUCACCAGACUGGCGGCUUGAACUGGCUACGCGAGGAUGGACAAGGGGCAUUGGCAACGCCAAACAUGGCAAUACCUCUCCAUCCGAAGCCAACGCCUUACCGUCGAGAUCCCGCCUCUUUUGCUGCUGCUUUCGCUACUGAGCAGGCUCAGAAGGCUGGAGGGCGAGCAGCGCAGCCAGCGAUGAUGCCAGGAGGGCAGGGUUCAGACACCACUGCUCGUCCCCGCCGAGCUGCUACAGCACGAACUCCAACCACUUCGGCUAAGCCUCCACAGACGGGAACUUCAUCGAGGCCAAGCAGAUCAUCCGCCGCCCGGAACACAGCGACGUCCAUACCGCCGAGUCAGGCUGAGCAGCCGACAGUGGAGCCAACGCCAAAUGUUCCCACCCGCCCCGGCCGCAACCCUGCUGUGCGAGCCUCUCAGAAACUCGAAAUGGUUCACGGCCAAGACAUCGACGUUGAGAACGAUCGUCUCACACUGCCUUCUGAUCGAGUCGUCAAGACAGUCGACAAGUCCUUGGCAAUCUACAAGCACGGCGGUGAACUCAUCCACGUCUGGAAUCCGCGUCGUCAACGCUUCGAUGAUCUGAUUCGCUGCGACGGCGACGUGUGCAACAAAUGCAACGACUGCGGCAGAUCUGGUGGGCUGGCGAUCAAGAUCAGACGUAGUCCCACGGAUGGCCUGCCUUUCGUUCACCUUGGCCAAAACAGCAUUCAAAACAACAAUGGCGAGUACAUAUUCAGCCAUACGGGCGCUCCGUCGAACGAUGAGUUCACAGUGCCGCCUCAUAGGCACACUGUGAAGGUUGAGAUGUGGUGCAGGAGCGGAGGAGAGGACAUGCGUGUGACUGUUCUCGGCUGUGUGGCUGAGCGCUGUGCCAUUUGCAGCCCAGCUACCUUUGAGCGUGAUGGCGGAGAUAUGGACUACCACAAGAAUGGUGGCUUCUAUGGUGAAAAUGAUGUGGUUGAGUCCGAUGGGGAGGAGAGUGUCUGUACUGAUACUGACGAUGACGGCCCUGCUGGGUCGGCAGGCGAGGCAGAAGAUGAAGACGCUGAGGACGCAACCAGUGUGGCGGGCGAGAAUGAGAUAGCUAUCGAUUAG
Molecule: messenger RNA, 1530 nt
Organism: Cercospora beticola
Lineage: Eukaryota; Fungi; Ascomycota; Dothideomycetes; Mycosphaerellales; Mycosphaerellaceae
Source: RefSeq, a predicted model, not a curated record